Molecule: messenger RNA, 2384 nt
Organism: Mercenaria mercenaria
Lineage: Eukaryota; Metazoa; Mollusca; Bivalvia; Venerida; Veneridae
Exons: 3
Coding region: 321-809 (162 amino acids)
Source: RefSeq, a predicted model, not a curated record
GUCCUAACGGAAUACCGUAAAUUAUAUUCCUCCUUACAUUCGCACUAGCUGUCAAUCAAUCCCAGGUAUUAAUAAAGAUAUCGUUAAAGCUUUCCAUUAACGAUUUUUUAUUUAUUAACACAAGCCCCCGCUGAAUACACUAUAUGUUUUGGUUUAAACUGAAGUGCACGUAUAAUCGAUUUAUAACAGUUUUACUACGUAAUACACUACUCAUGAUAUAGUUGUUUCGUAUUUUUGGAUUUUCUAAUGACCGAAUGAUUGUUUUUAUAAAAUGGUAAAAGACGUCAGCGUGCUAUAAUUAUUUUGAAUGUUAUUAUAUCAUGAUAUAUAAGUUAAUUUAUUUAGAUAAUAUUGUUUUAAAACCAUUAAAUUUACUUAAAGACAGUCACAUAGUGUUACUUCAAAUAUUUAUUUGCAAAAUUAAUAAAACGAUGAACAUUUUGAUUGUGACAACAAAUUUGAUUCUUCUCUGCGUACAUCAGAUUUAUUCUCAGGAAGAAGUCAGUGAAAGAACAGAAUACGACCAACCAACUUUUAAACAAUCAACAGAUGUCAAAAACACAAUAAUUAUUGCUCUGACUUGUGUUCUUGGGUUUGCCGUGUUAGCUGUGUUGAUUUUGACCAUGGCAUUAUGCUGUAGAAGGAAUUCAUGCCGCUUGAACAAGAUGAAAUUAGUUCAAGAACUAGAAGAUGUGGAGUUAGCGGAAAUAAUUAGUACACAGCAACUUGAAAGUGAAAAUAAUGCGGACGAAACAUUGAUCGAAUGUGUAGCACAGGCAAAAAGCGAUGCAGAUCCUCAAGAACACUAAAAAGAAAGAGCGCCAUGCAGAUGAAAGACAGAUUAUAUCCCCGUUAACUUUGUUUUUAUUGAAAGUUUAUAUUUCCUUUCUUUGGUCCAAUUUACCGUUUGAACUAACAAUAGCACAGAUAUAACUUUGAGCAAUCUCACUUAAACAGGGUCAACUCUCUUUAUUCUGUCUUGUUUUAUAUUUGAAUCAAAUUAGGAAGAAAGAUAAAUCUGUUCCAAUAGAUAAAUUAGGCAUUCAAGAGACUUUUAGAGGAAGCGUUAUUUGGUACCAUUACUUAUAUAAGUUUGAAUAAGAACAAUGGCAGUCAGUAGAAAAUGAAAACAGAAAUUGAUAUUUAAAUCGAUAUUAUAUGCAUGUAAUAUAUGUACAGCUAAAUUCCUUUCAUUUUACAUCAAAGAGUUACUGCGUUUCUAGGUCUAACUCAAAGACUAUGAGUAUUUUAUAAACAGAUACUGCCUUGAACUCACUGAAUAAUGGUACUGUUUUUAUUUUUAUUUACAAUUUCUUACUGAAAAGCACUCUCUAAGCUUCUAAAAUGUUUGCAUCAAUCUUAAGGGGUGCCUUUUUAAAAGCAUACAAGAAAUGUAUAGAGAAUAUACCUGAAACAAAACUAAAAAAAAAUACAAAAGCCUCGCACUCAAUUAUAAAAUUAUCAUUUGUUCGAGGAAAAGUCGCUUGUAUUAGAUGCGAAUUAUCAAAGACAGUUACACAGAUGCAUUGGUUUUCAAAUAAAAUCAUACUGUAGUACGAAAAAGCACACGUAAAUUCGGACGAGUGAGAUUUGCGUUAGUGUAAUUUUUUUUUUCGAAAAAAAAGGUAUCAUUCGCCGAAUAAAUAAGCGUGUUGCGCUUUUAUUUGUGUCCACGCUGUAAAGCUAAAUGAAAAUAGUGCAAAGCUAUGAGUAGUUUAGCACAAAAUACCAGAUUUUUGUUUCGAUCAAAGUGUGAAAGUCAGAGUAAGAGGGGUGGUCUAUUUGGCCAAAACGGUUAGCAUCACUUGCCCUUACCUCUAUAGGUUCUAAAUACCGCUUGAACUGUCACGAAAUGGUUCUAUGUAACUUGCUUUCGAAUAAUUACAAAAGGGACAUCUGGAUUUACCCUUCAUUCUACAAGGUUACAUGAUUAGCCUUUUAGAAAAGCUGGUCGCGCCCAUUGUGUUAUUGCUUUUCUAUUGAAAUUUUCAGUUUAGUACAUACACAAUGGUAUGUCUCAUGCAAAAAUGAAAUUCUUUAGAAACAGCAUUUUAUGACUUUUAAAAGAGGGAAUGUGUUUAUUCUCACGUAUUUCAUUUAGAAUAGAUAUCUGCUAGUUCUAGAUGUAUAGAUCUACUAAAUGAAACAGGAAGCAAUCACGUUUUAUUUAGAAAAGUAUCUGCAAUAGAUUUGCUGAUACUAAGCUUGUCAAUGGGCCGCCCUAAAUGACUAGCUUUACUUGAUAUCCUUCGUCGAGAAGAGGCAAAUGAAACAAUUACGUUUCAUUAAGACUCUUUGGAUUAAUUACAAUGAUUUUGCUGGCCAAUGGCUUACAGAAAGCAAGAUCACCAAAAAUAAAAAUAAAAAGAAAUAAAACAAAACAU